Punica granatum (pomegranate) is the source of this 3450-nucleotide messenger RNA. NCBI's taxonomy places the organism in Eukaryota, Viridiplantae, Streptophyta, Magnoliopsida, Myrtales, Lythraceae. The record is from RefSeq and is a predicted model, not a curated record.
CCUCUCUCUUACUUAACUCGGGUUGAAUAGCUGGCUCCUCUCUGUAUUCAAACACCAGUCCCCGACUUCCCUAGGACUUUGCCGUUUGUAUUUUCUUUUGUUGUUCCUACCUGUUCCAUUAACCUCAGCAGCAUAGACAAAUCCCAUGUGUUUGUCAAUACCCGUGUACACACCAGCUUGUGCUUCGCCAUAUAGCUCUGGAUCCACUUGUUCCCAAGCUUUUUCAACAGUUCUUUUUUUUAUUAUUUGUUUUCCUUUUAGAGACUAGAUAGAUUGGGCUGGAGGCUGAUUCAAUUUCAAUUCUUCAGAAGGGGCUACUCCAAAUUUGCCGUCUGGUUGUUAUUUUUCAGCUCCCUCCUUACUGUUCCUGGAUGAUCCAAAAGCUUUCACCCUCGAUAGCUUUACUCAAUUUCUGGCAUGGGUUCUUGAUUUCAGCUCCCUCUGCAUAUAUCCUUAAUCUUAGCUAAGCCUAGGGAGGCCCAAAGUCCCAAUCUUUGUUAACUGCCGACUCUGAGUCUGGCACACAAGAUGAUGCUCAGAAAGGGAAUCGACGUGUUGCUUCUGUGGAUUCUAUCAAUCUUGCACUUGCAAAGCUCUUGCGAGGGAUACAAUCCUCCUGAUAAUUACCUCAUAGACUGCGGAUCUUCCAGCAAUACAACUGUCGGAGAUCGAGUCUUCAUUGCCGAUAACUCUGCAGCUUCGAAGUUCCUCUCCACCCCAGAGGAUGUCCUUGCAAAGUCAUCAUCCAACGCCAAAGGUGAUUCUCCGCUGUAUCAGACUGCUAGGGUUUUCACAGGGUCCACAAAGUACACCUUCCCCGCCACUCAGAAAGGAAGGCACUGGAUUCGGCUCUAUUUCUCACCAUUUGUUUACAAUUCCUACAACAUGAGUUCCGCAACAUUCUCGGUCUCUGCCCAGAGUUUUGUCCUCCUCAACCGUUUCACCGCCACAGGUGUUGUGGUCAAGGAGUUCUCGGUGAACGCGUCGUCGAGCAGUAUCGUUGUUACUUUCAACCCUUCGGAUAAUUCCUUUGCUUUCUUGAAUGCGAUCGAGGUUGUUUCGGUGCCUGAUGAGCUGAUUCAGGAUGAUGCAAGCGUCCUUCCCUCAGGAAACUACCAGGGCCUUUUAGUUCAGGCCCUUGAGACUGUACAUCGAGUGAACAUGGGUGGACCCACAGUCUCGUCGGCAAAUGAUACGCUUUGGCGGACCUGGGUGCCCGAUGGAAAUUUCCUGGUUCAGGCCAGCCUUGCCAAGAAUGUGACCAAAAUUGGGGCUGUUAACUACGUGUCUGGCGGGCCGACCCCAAACAUAGCCCCAAGCACAGUCUAUGGGACUCUGACAGAGAUGAACUCUGCAAGUGAUCCCAACAGCAACUUCAAUGUGACGUGGCAGUUUGAUGUGGACUCGAGAUUCAGGUAUCUUGUUCGGUUCCACUUCUGCGACAUAGUUAGCAGCUCCCUGAACCAGCUUUUGUUCAACGUCUACAUUGGCUCAUCGAUCGUUGUCAGCAAUCUUGAUCUGAGUACGAGGACGUUCAAUGUCUUGGCAGCUCCUUACUACUUGGACCUAGUGACAGAUGUAAUUGAUAGCACCACACUUCGCGUGAGCAUUGGGCCUAGCACAGAAAGCGGUGGUUACCCGAAUGCAAUCUUAAAUGGCCUUGAGAUCAUGAAGAUGAACAACUCGGAUGGAAGCCUCAGUGGAGACUCUUCAGCAGUUUCUUCUGGCUCCAGCUCGAAGAGCAUGGUGGGGGUCAUAGUGGGAUCCAGUGUCGGGGGGGUCAUGGCUCUAGCGUUCAUCGGAGUAUUGCUCGUCUGUUGCCAGAGGAGGAGGAAGAGGUUUUCUGGGCAGGGGCUUUCGAAGACAUGGAUUCCCAUAUCGAUCAAUGGAGGAACUUCUCUUACUAUGGGGAGCAAGUACUCAAAUGGAACAACUGCUAGUAUUGCUUCUAAUCUUGGUUACCGGAUCCCAUUUGCAGCCGUUCAAGAAGCCACAAACAACUUCGAUGAGAGUUGGGUGAUAGGGAUUGGUGGUUUCGGGAAAGUUUACAGAGGAGAACUGAGCGACGGGACUAAAGUUGCUGCUAAGCGAGGCAACCCCAAAUCUCAGCAGGGGCUUGCGGAGUUCAAGACAGAGAUCGAGAUGCUGUCCCAGUUCCGCCACCGCCACCUGGUGUCUCUGAUUGGGUACUGUGACGAGAGGAACGAGAUGAUCCUGAUAUACGAGUAUAUGGAGAAUGGUACCCUCAAGAGCCACCUCUAUGGGUCAGACCUCCCGAAUCUGAGCUGGAAGCAGAGGCUUGAAAUAUGCAUUGGGGCAGCCCGUGGGCUCCACUACCUCCACACAGGCUACGCCACAGCAGUCAUCCACCGAGACGUGAAGUCCGCAAACAUAUUGCUGGACGAGAACUUGAUGGCGAAGGUCGCUGAUUUCGGGCUCUCAAAGGCAGGUCCCGAACUCGACCAGACCCACGUGAGCACAGCUGUUAAAGGAAGUUUUGGGUACCUCGACCCAGAAUAUUUCCGGAGACAACAGCUGACUGAGAAAUCGGAUGUUUACUCCUUUGGUGUGGUGCUGUUUGAGGUUCUGUGUGCUAGGCCCGUAAUAGACCCGACCCUUCCAAGAGAGAUGGUGAACUUAGCGGAGUGGGCCAUGAAGUGGCAGAAGAAGGGCCAGCUGGAUAAGAUCAUAGACCCGACCCUUGCAGGGAUGAUCAGGCCCGAUUCUCUGAGGAAGUUUGCUGAAACUGCAGAGAAAUGCUUGGCAGAUUUCGGGGUGGACAGGCCUGCCAUGGGAGAUGUUCUCUGGAAUCUCGAGUACGCUCUUCAGCUGCAGGAGGCGGUUCUCCAAGGCGAUCCCGAGGACAACAGCACAAAUAUGAUCGGUGAGCUCUCUCCGCAGGUCAACAAUUUUAGCAAUGUCGAUGCUAGUGUUUCUGCUGUGGCUUUAGAAGUGGAAGGGGGUGCAGUAGAUGAUGAUCUGUCGGGGGUUUCAAUGAGCCGGGUCUUCUCGCAGCUAGUGAAGUCUGAGGGCCGGUAAUAAUUAUACAACAAAUCCAUUUUCACUUUUGCCAUAACUCGAACUUGAUCUGUUGAGAAGUUUUGCAAAUGAAAAAGAAAAAUAAAAAAAGAGAGGACUGGGCAAAGGGUUAUGGUUUUGGACAUGUAGUAGUUCAAGUCGGUCGUCGAAGAGUUGUCUAAAUUAACUUCAUUCUAUUGAACUAUUCAUGGGAUUGUGCUGCUUGAGCUCCGUGGCGUGCUCGGAGAAGAUCUCUGUACAAAAUGCGUUGGGAGGUUAAAAGUGAAUCGUAUUUUCAUAGAUAUGGGCUGUCUUGGUUACCAUUUGACAUUUGCUGCAGAUUACUGGCUCCUUACGGGAGGCCUCUAUAAUGUUUAAUUUCAAUGUGGAUUAUUGAUAAUGUUAAGUCUCAUGGCCAUUUGGCUUCGUUAA